CAUUUCAAUAUCUGAUCACAAUGGUGCUGUUUUUAUCUAUUCUGUUAAUAAAAUUUGCGUUUUGUGAUUGCGCGAACAUUUUGUUUCUGGCCAUGACACCAUUGUACAGCCACCAGACAGCUUUAAGACCCGUGUACAUGGAAUUGGCCAGACAGGGCCAUCAGAUAACCGUGGUUUCAGGAAUACACCCGAACGAUUUACAUGAAAAUGUAACGCACAUAUAUUUGAACCGUACUUUUAGCAGCCUCGCCGGGUUAGUGGACGACAUGAAAGGCGCGGACUCAUUAAAAUCCCAACAAACUACGACUUUUAAAAAUGCAAAAAUCGCCCUGGAAUCCAUAUUGAAUACUGAUAUGAGUGAUUUGAUAAAAAGCGGCAGAAAGUUCGAUUUAAUAGUCACGGAAAUUUGUACCAGAUUCACCGCAGUGUUUUCAGAAGUGUUCCAAUCACCAUUGGUGUUGCUGAGCACACUUGGAGGCAGUUUUGAUACAUUCCGAAUGGUCUCAUCACCGGAGCAACCGAUCCUGUAUCCCAUUGGCAUCCGAAAGAGAUUCACAAAUUUAACAGAGAUGGAAAAAGUUGUUGAGACGUACCGACAUUUUGAUUUGCUUAAAUUGUAUUAUGAUAUGGGUGAAUUUGAUGAGGUGGUGGUGAGGAAGUAUUUGGGUGAUGACUUUCCAUCUAUACACGAGAUUAAUAACAAUAUAGAUUUGAUUAUGUUAAAUUUACAUCCGUUGUGGGAUUCCAAUCGACCAGUACCGUCAAAUGUGAUAUAUCUAGGAGGAUUACAUUUACAGGAGCAUAAAGAAUUGCCACAGGAUCUGCAGACUAUACUGGACAAAUCAAAUGGAGUGAUCUUCAUGAGUUUUGGAAGUAGUGUGCGCUCGUCUAUACUGAAUCGCGAGAAAAUUGAUAUCUUUGUGAAGGUCCUGUCUGAGCUACCAUAUACAGUGAUGUGGAAAUGGGAUGAUGAAGUGGAAAAUUUACCGGAAAACUUUAUAGUUAAGAAGUGGUUUCCCCAGCGAGAUUUACUGAGACACCCCAAAAUAAAGCUCUUCAUCACCCAAGGUGGUCUUCAGUCUGUUGAUGAGUCCAUAGAUGCCAGAGUUCCAAUGGUGGGUGUGCCAAUACUUUGGGAUCAAUUUUACAACGUGCAUAAAAUUGCUGAACUCCAAAUUGGUGUCAUGUGCGACGUCGAAACAGUUUCUGAAGAAGAAUUCAGAAAUUCUGUCCUAGGUGUACUAGGAGAUCAAAGGUUUGUAGCAUAUCCAUAG
Pieris rapae (cabbage white) is the source of this 1274-nucleotide messenger RNA. Its product is annotated as UDP-glucosyltransferase 2-like. Gene Ontology annotation, molecular function: UDP-glycosyltransferase activity. Lineage: Eukaryota; Metazoa; Arthropoda; Insecta; Lepidoptera; Pieridae. The record is from RefSeq and is a predicted model, not a curated record. The transcript has 3 exons. Bases 21 to 1274 code for a protein of 417 amino acids.